This is a messenger RNA of Triticum urartu, 4961 nucleotides long. RefSeq lists its product as uncharacterized. NCBI's taxonomy places the organism in Eukaryota, Viridiplantae, Streptophyta, Magnoliopsida, Poales, Poaceae. Gene Ontology annotation, molecular function: protein binding. The record is from RefSeq and is a predicted model, not a curated record.
AAAUUGGCACCUGUCCCUUCCUUCUUCGAAUCCGACUGCUGAAUGGAUUAGAUCUUCCUUCUUCAUCUGGAAGGUAGCAUCUGGAGCGGAGCUGGUUUAGGGGACAAGUCCGGCGAGGAGAUCGGUGGCCGCCGCCGGCGGAUGGUGCGGAGGGUGGGUAGGGAGGGGACAGCGUUAGGGCAGACGAUGUAGAUAUGUGUAUGUCUCUCUUGUGGUGGACCUAUUAAGAUUGGGCUUGGGCUAAUCUACAAAAUUGAGCCAAUAGGCCCACUUCAACACAACAGUAAGGUUAUGAAGAACACUCAUAUGCGGCCCACUAAAGAUCUUCCAAUUUCGAGGCACAUAGCCUUGCUAAAUACGCUCUUAGGUAUUCCUGAAGGCCGUCAUCUAUGGCUCCAUCAGUCCCCCAAUCUACAUUGUAUGAUAUAUAAAUGAAGCACGUAUUGCCAUGCAAAAAAAGAAACUACAUGUGUUAAAAAAUAAUAAGAUCUACACUGUACCCCGAUGAGUAUUGUUAAUCAAUAAAGUGAGCAUGUUUACUUAUAGAAAAGGUAAAACAAUCCCCUAAUAUAUGGCACCACUUUGGAAGAUCAUAAUUUAUUUCAUUUUGGGAGUAGUGAAGUAAAUUAGCACUUGCGCCUUUUGGGCAUGAUAAAGUAGCAAACGAAAUAUGCACAUGAUGUUUUUGGAGAAUAAACUGUCAGCCAUAUUCGUGCAAUUAAGCUGAUCUCAUACAAGUUUUACCAAGUUUUACCACCAAGUACUUCAACCCAAGCAUCGUACCCCUAGUCUAAUAUUGUGGUGCAAAGACAUGGGAAUCUUGUAACGCGUGGGACACCAAUCUUGAACUUGUACCUAAAAUAAGUACUAGAGGCCAGAAAAGGGGAAAAUGAGCAUUUCUAGAAUUAGUCCAGACAACCAGAAAAGGGGAACUUGUACCUAAAAUAAGUAAUAGGUGGGCCUUCACAACCUUAAUGUAUGAUCCCAACUUCAAAUUAGUCCAGACAACCAGAAAAAAGGAAAAAAGAUUAUCUCUAAAAUAAUGCAGACAUGGACAUUUUGAGGAACCCCGUGAUGGGAUUUCCUUGGCAGUUGACUUUUGGCCAGUGGCGGCCAAGGUACCUGACCUUGAGAAUGGGGAGCUGGCACUGUCAUUCUUUCCAGAAGAGGUGGGGUGCAGGGAGGGGGGCAAUCGUCGCCAUGAUGGCGGGUUCGGCGUCUGCCCUGAUGGCCUUUCGGUUGCCUUCUUUCAAAAAAUUUGGUCUCAACUUCAGUCGAUGAUCAUGCCGAAAUUCAAUGAAUUUUAUUGGAACUCUUGCCAUGGCGUGCCUGAACUUGGUUUAGUAUGGUAGCGUGAAGUCAAUCCUUUGGGAUACAUGUGGUGCAGUCAUUAGGCGUCCAAUGUUCAUGUCAGAUUUAUCUUUGAGGUAACCCUGCGUGACGGAUAGGGCAUACGGUUGGACAACUAACUCUUGAUGCAUGGCGCGUUUCGGUCAAAACGUAAUUUGGGCACACCCCAACUUUGUCUCGUUGCAAGCACAUUUUUAACGGGUGUCUUCUAGAGCCCAAAUUAAUAUCAUGGUGAUCCCGACCAUAAACAUAUGGUUGUAAGAAUCAAGACCUCAUACUCAUUCCUAUUUUUAUUAUAAGUCUUCAGUAGAAAAGGUGAUAACGAUCCGGUCCAAAAACUAGAAUUUAAUACUUUCAAAAAAGCUUCGUAGGAACCCUUGUCACGGUGCACGUCCUCUCAUGGCUUUGAUAACUCAGGGUCACACUUUGAGGAAAGAGGCAGAGAAUCUUUCUGCUACCCGUUACCGGAUAACUAAAGGGACUCAUCAUCGGUGAUAAAUCUUUCAUCACUGACCCCGAGUCACAGAUAGGCCACUCGCGCGCCUGUGAUGAUAUGAAUUGGCUGGUCAAUGCUAUUCAGUUCUUUAGGAGUGGUAGGCCUCGUCGGCGUGCACUGCCUUGAUCCUCUCAAAGGUCUUCCGAUUCUCCCAUACCCAUCGGAAGGAAACCGUUAGGGGAACGAUGACGAACUUCGGGACGGCGACGCUGUUGAGGGGCAAAUUUAUCCUUGCUCGGCUUCCAUGGAGGUGUACCACCGUCACGUCGUAGGCACAACCAGCGUGCUCCGAUGACUGGAAGGAGCUGAUCCAGUGCUACUUUCACUGUCAUGAGCCUUAAUCUCCGACACACACGUCCCUCAUGGCCGCUAUUGCAUGAUGUGGUACUUCUUCUUUCUCGGUGGUGGCAGGCCGGGCAUGGAUCUAGAGCUUGGUGCGCCAGUGGGUGCUGGGAGUAGCUAUGCGGUCCCAGUUCUCCUGCAUGGUUUAAAAAAAAGUGGGUGCUGGGAGUAGCUAUGCGGCCCCGUUCUGGCCGUAACAUCGACCCAACAGUAGUGGCCCCUCUCACAUUGACUCGGCGGUGCCCCCUGACGUCAAUUCGUCGGCGACCCCGACAGCUAGAUCCAGUCAUUCGUGGUGGCAGGGGCAGCGACAGCCGAUUGAAAGAGGGCUAGAGGGAUUCGGGCUUUCUAGUGGUUUUUUUUUUUCUGAUUUUAAUGUUCACCCGAGAACAGCCCGAAACCCACUCCAGCUCAGGUUGAGAAGGAAAUAGGCCGAGCCGAGCAGCAAAUUUGGGCCCGUUUUGCGACGAGGCCGAGCCGAGCCUGUUUCCGCUCGGUCCUCGGCUUCUCUGUUCGCAAAUUCCCCGGACGCCGCCACGGUUCGUGCCGCGCCGCUCGCCGCCGCCUGACGCCGUCGUCCUCCUUGCCGCACCCGACGCUGGACGGCUCGCUCUCGGCACUGAAGGCGGACGCGCCCUUCCGUCGCUCUCGUGGUUCCUCUCCAAACGCGCCCCUGUCCCCAGCGUCCGCCGCCCCGAGCGCAGGUUGGAUCGGAUUCAGAGGAGGCUAUAAUAAGCACUCAAUCCUGAUUUUCGACGAUUGUCACACACCAAAGGAGCAUCGUUUCAAGAAUAACUGCUGGCGUUUUGUUUGUCGACGCAAGUUGUCUGUUUUGUUCCUUUUGAGAUCGGAUCGCCAUGAAGUUCAAUAGAGAUCGCCGCCGCAGCCGUGAUUCGAAGAAAGCAGCUUGUUAUGGGGAGGAAAGGCUAAGCGAGCUGCCAAGUGAUGUUGUGGUCAAAGUCCGUGAGACGGUGAAAACACAGUCGAAGAAAGCAGCUGGUAAUAGGGAGGAAAGGUUACGCAAGCUGCCCAAUGAUGUGCUGGUCAACAACAUCCUCGAGACGGUGGAAACACAGUCUGCCAAAACAGCUGGUAAUGCGGAGGACAGGCUAAGCAAGCUGCCCAAUGAUUUGCUGAUCAACAUCCUCGAGAGAGUUGGUACCCUUGAUGCUGUAAGAACCUGCAUCCUUUCGAAGAAAAUGCAGAAGCUGCCAACUAUGCUCUCGCAAAUUGUAAUUGAUCUUAGCCCUCGUGAUUUGGUUCAAAUGGAUGGUGUUGUGGCUGACGUGACGGACAAGAUCCUUAGUACGAGGUCUCCACAGAUCACCGUUCGCAAGCUGAAGCUCAAAUUUUUCUUGGUUCCCUCUCGCUGUCUCUCCAUCGGAAAAUCGGUCGGCCUCGCCAUGGCGACCCAGAAGUUGGAUGCAGCUGAGUUUGAGAUCAUGCCACUGAGGGAUAACGGAUGUUGCACUGAUGCCCAUCGCCUGCUCUUUGGUCAGCAGUUCAAUGAUUUUGUUCGUGAUUGCCAGGAUGCAUUUGCUGGUCUCACGCGGCUGGAUCUACGGUUUUUGAGGUUUGGUGAAUCGAACAUACCCAACAUUCUUAGCACCUGCAAGCAGCUCGAGUCCCUGUCUUUCUUCGAGUGUGAUGGGGGGUUCCGCUCGGUGCUGCAUGUAGAACACGCUCGACUCGUUGAGCUUGUUAUCACCUUUGGGGAAUUUAAAACAGUGGUGCUUGACUGUCUACCAAAGCUCCAGCGGAUGACCUACAAUCAUUGGCCCUGUGAUGAAAAUCCCUUGGUUCUUGGUUUUGUCCCUCAGCUUUGGAAGCUCAGUCUUGCUAAUGCAAACCUUUCAGGCAAGAUCCUCAACUUAAGCAAGCUGCUUGCCAGUGCACCCACAGUAAGCGAUUUGUAUCUGGACUUUGUAAGCGAAAAGAUUUGGGUUCAACCAGAAUGCCCAAAAGUCCUUGCUCCUGUGCUUGCCAAACUCCGAUUUCUGAAGCUGGAUCACCACCCCGAAGAAUGUGAUAUCUCUUGGACAAUGUUCGUUCUUGAAGCUGCACCACACGUAGAGGAGCUCUGCAUUACAGUAUGGGACCAUAAGUGCCGAAUGGAGUCACAAAAGAGUUUGUCCGAAAUAUCGGAUGUGAAGUGGGAGCCAUCUGAUCCUCAUUUUAAGCACAAGAAUCUGGCGAGGCUAAUUAUCUAUGGCUUCCAGUCCGAUGACAAUUUCACGGGAUAUGUCAUGCGUGUAAUUCAAGCUGCGGUGAACAUCAGGGAGGUAUCCCUACACGACAGGAAGGUGUGCGAAUUUUGUGCCGAGAAGUUCCCUCACAUGGAGGUUCGUCCUUCGAGUUAUCCACGGACCAGCGAGGAGGUGGAUUUGUUGAGGAAGAAGAUGACAGCAGGGUCAGCGACGGCUUCUCCUGAUAUCCACUUCCGCUCAUAAGGAUAAGGUCGAGUUGAAGAUGAAUCUCAAUGUGGUUGGAAGGACUCCCCUAUCUCAAAGACCCAAUUGGUUGCUUACUACGUCAACGAUCAAUCUUGGAUGUGGUUGGAAGGACUACCUGAUCUCAAAGACAACGUCAGCGCUAUUGCUUUUCUGCAAAAAUGUAUCUUGGCUACCAAUUUGUUGGAACAACUCAUUUAGCUAUUUUAGACAAUGAAAUGUCUAGCAUAAGCACAUCUAUGUUGUGGUUGUGCAGUUCAUGCUUAUGUUGAAUUCAGUCAAUAUUCAGUACAGUACUAUGAAUGAUGCUCUGUUAUUUUUUC